Molecule: messenger RNA, 2615 nt
Organism: Centruroides sculpturatus (bark scorpion)
Lineage: Eukaryota; Metazoa; Arthropoda; Arachnida; Scorpiones; Buthidae
Exons: 1
Coding region: 1069-1677 (202 amino acids)
Source: RefSeq, a predicted model, not a curated record
GGUUUAGCCUAGUGACAAGUAUAUUUGGAGACAAGUAUAUUUGACUUACGUCGCCUCUCCUGGAACCAAUUACCGAUGUAAGGUGAGAUAUACCUGUAUUAUAAUUAUAGACAGUUCAAAUUGGAAAAUAUCUUCAUUCAGUUAGUAUCGAAUAAAAGAAGCAUUUAGCUUGAGUGAGGAAUCCCAUAAACAAGAAGAUUUUUUAAUAAAAAUAUUUAAAAAACCAAUGGAGUGAGAUAAAUUGUCUUUACCCAAUUGUACUAUUCACUAGUACACGGAAAAUAAUUCUCCUUUCUUUUCUGACUUCUGGAGGCUUAAAAAAUUCCAAGUCUGUAGACUGGUAUAAAAACAUAAAGGACAAACAGGCUAAUUUUAACAGAAAAAAUUUUUUAUUUAACACUAUAUUUUACCCUAAAUGCAUUUAGCCUUUUUUGGCCUCUUCAGCAGGGUUCCCUACAACUAGAACGUAACACAGUACAAUCAGAAUGUAAUACAGUAGAAGGCACAUUCUUAACACAAGUGCUAUCGCAUUUACAACUAUUAUGUAUUAUCAACUCUUCCCAGCAUUAUCACGCCAUUAUUUAAAUUCAUAACAUUAUUUUGCGUAAAUCCUUAAUGUGGGUUCCUGUUCUUGGUGAGGGGACUUCCCAGAGAUGGUUUAGUAACUCUUCUGUACCAUCCCUGGGAUCUGAACGCCCACCCACGUGUUUGCCAUGCAUGGUGCCCCGUAUGCCGGAAAGAGGGAUCUUGGUAGUUGAGGGGCAACGUAACGUCCCCAACACACUGCUUUGGCCCCUGCUUCGGAUAAACGGGAGGCUCAAAUCAGGCUCCGUUUGAGUCAAUCGGCUGGUCGUUGAGUCAUUCUUGACCUCGGCUUGGAGUCAACCGAUCGAUGCGGACUGGGCGGACAUUUCAUACAAAAUGUGCUCUUCUUGACUGCAUUGUGAGGGUAUAGCUCCUGGGAAACCCUGAUGUGACGGUCUAUGGGAGUCUCCCAUAUGACGGCAUCCGCUUGUUGGGCCCCAUGGUGGGUGGGGUCACUAAGAGCUGAAAUAUUAUUGUUUAAUCAUGGAUCCUAAAACUCCAAAAAAUAAAGAGAAACCAAAACAAACCAAUGUAAACACUGCCAGUCAGCCAUCCUACUUAAUAGUACAUGCUAUUGGAGAAAAAUCUUUGUUGAAAUGCUCUCCUUUUUUGAUUCAGAAGUUAUUUGAAUCAACAAUAGGGCACUUGAACAAAACACAAAAAUUGAGGUCAGGAGACCUACUUGUAGAAACUGCCUCACCUCAACAGUCGGCAAAACUUUUAGCUGCAAAGAAAUUGGGAGACAUUGAAGUCACAGUCACACCACAUGGAAGUCUAAACUCAUCACGUAGUGUGAUAUCUGAGGCAGGUUUGAUGUCAGAAGAUGAAUCAGAUAUAUUGAUGGGCCUUUCGGAUCAAGGUGUCACUAAUGUCCGACGCAUCUCCAUUUGUCGAGACGGCAGGGUGAUACCUACUAAACACCUAAUUCUGACAUUCAACAAGCCAACUUUGCAUCUGUUAUUACAGCAGGAUAUCUGCAUUGUCCAGUUCGACCAUACGUUCCAAACCCACUACGCUACUUCAAAUGCCAGCAGUUGGACAUUCACAGACAUCCUGCCGUGGCAAGAAUGUAUGUGCACAGUGUGGGGCUGAAGGUCAUGAGAGUACUGAGUGUACCUGUACCCCAUGUGUGUUAACUGCAAAGAUGCAAAUCCUUCCUAUUCCCGAAAAUGCCCUGCAUGGCAGAGAGAGAAAGAGAUUCAGUGCGUGAAAACAGUUAACAAUCUAUCUUACCCAGAGGCUCGGUGCAUGGUCACGUUAAGUGCACCUUUGAAACAGAGGACAUUUGCGGCUGUUUUGAAAUCCAAAAAGACAAGUGGAGUUUAAACGGAUAUUUCUGUUUCCCCAAAAGAAUCUCUUACUUGCCAUGCAAAAUAUUUGCAAAUCCAAUCAAAAGAAACUGAAGAAAAGGAGAGUACCAAGACAAAAACACCACUUCUUAAAGCAGCGGUAGUAACCAGAGAUGUGGGUUCAAAGAAAGCAAAUAAGAAUCCACUUAACAAACAAAAAUUAAAAGCAGCUCUCGCUAAAUCUAAAAGAUCAGAGAAUCAAUACAUGAGUGAGUUCUCUGAUAUCUCUGACGAAGAGCCUAAUAUGGACGUGAAAGAAACCAACAUCACCCCCAAAAGAAAAACACCCUGUGAAAUUAAAGGGGGAUGCCCUUGCUAAAAAUGCUGCCUCAAACACAAUGGAUUACAAAAUAAUCCAAUGGAACUGUCGUGGUUUCCACAACAACUUCUCUGACAUUAAACACUUGACAUCGUCUACCCCAUCUCUCUGCAUGGCACUCCAGGAAACCCAUCUAAAACCUGGAGAAAAAAAUCUCUUUAAGAGGAUUUGAUCUCUACCGCAAGGAUGAUGAUAGCCACACCCGUGUCAGUGGCAGAGUGGCUAUUUUGGUUUCAAAUCGCAUCCCAUCCUUACCGGUACAAAUAACCACUGAUUUGCAAGCUGUGGCAGUCAGAAUUUCUAUUAUAGUAAUGUCACAGUUUGUUCUAUAUACUUGCCACCAGACGUCAGAGUCAAUGAGG